CAACCAUAAAGGAAGAUCAAAUUCGGAGGAGGCAUAUGCAAAAUUUGCAAAUUUGCAAAUGCCCAACUACAAAGCAUCAUCACACUGAGCAUCAUCAGUGCCUGGUUAAAUCAAUUGGCAACCAUCAAAGUGUUCAUAUCUGAACAAAGCGGCAAUGGCUUUCUCUGGAUUUGGCUCUAUCAGAUUCCUCCUGUUUCUUGCACUUCUUGUCUUACAGUAUUUUUGCUGUAUUAGCUCCAGGGAGAUUGUUAGACAGAGCCCUUUCAACAAAGUACAAAAUCAUCAGAGCUAUGCAGAUCAUACAGACGGUCAUGGUGACCAUCUGAGGAUGCUAAAAAUGAAACGAGAUGUGGAUGCUAAGGAUCCUGAAUUGCAAAUCUUUUUCACUAUCAAUGAUCUCAAAGUUGGGAGAAGAAUGCCAAUCUAUUUCUCCAUCAAAGACCCAUCCAGGUCUCCACCUCUUCUUUCCAGGGAAGAAGCUGAUUCAAUUCCUUUCUCAUCUUCUCAACUUCCCAAGCUUCUCAAACUAUUCUCCUUCUCUGAUGACUCCCCACAAGCAAAAGCAAUAGAAGACACGCUUCACCAUUGCGAAUACAAGCCCAUUAAAGGAGAAUCUAAGUUCUGUGCAACCUCAUUGGAGUCCUUGCUUGAUUCCACCCGUGCCAUCUUUGGACCAAAAGUUCAAUUCAAAGUUCUAACUACAAAUCAUCUUACCAAUUUUACGGCUUCCCAAUUGAAAAACUACGCAAUUCUUGAAAUUCCCAAAGAAAUCUCGGCUCGUAGAAUUGUGGGAUGCCAUCCUUUGCCUUAUCCUUAUGCUGUUUUCUACUGCCACAGCCAAGAGAGUGAUAAUAAGUUGUUUAAGGUUUCUUUAAUGGGCGAUGAUGGUGGAAGAGUCGAAGCUAUCGCGAUGUGUCACAUGGAUACCUCGCAGUGGAACCCUGACCAUGUUGCGUUUCUGGUGCUGAAAACUGAGCCUGGAAAAUCGUCAGUUUGCCAUUUCUUUCCAGCAGAUAAUCUUGUUUGGAUUCCAUCACCGUCUCUAUCCAAUUGAAUUCAGGCAUGACAAAAACAUGUAUUACUACCAUAAAGAUGGCAAAUCAUUUGCCUCCUAUGUGUAGUUCGGAUCUUCAUUCUUAAAUGCUUGAUCUUUAACGGAUUAUACUUAAAUGUUUGCAGGCGCAUACAGCAGUUUCGGCUGUAUUGAUCAUUAACGAAAAUAAGUUGAAUCUGGAUCCAUACCUGAUUAGAAAAAUGUUCAACUUC
Molecule: messenger RNA, 1266 nt
Organism: Coffea eugenioides
Lineage: Eukaryota; Viridiplantae; Streptophyta; Magnoliopsida; Gentianales; Rubiaceae
Product: BURP domain-containing protein BNM2A-like
Exons: 2
Coding region: 155-1054 (299 amino acids)
Source: RefSeq, a predicted model, not a curated record